Poeciliopsis prolifica (blackstripe livebearer) is the source of this 3278-nucleotide messenger RNA. RefSeq lists its product as uncharacterized. Lineage: Eukaryota; Metazoa; Chordata; Actinopteri; Cyprinodontiformes; Poeciliidae. The transcript is spliced from 2 exons. The record is from RefSeq and is a predicted model, not a curated record. Bases 96 to 1706 code for a protein of 536 amino acids.
GAGACAGUUGUAUUUCACUGAGAAACCAACUCGAUAGUUUGUGAUUAUUCAACAAUCCUGGUGUGCUUCACAUACCCCUACAAACCCAGUAAGUCAUGAACCAUUCCAUCAGUUCAGAUGAUCAACCAGUCCCGGUUAUUGCCAUGGACAUGAUCAUGCCUAUGAUCGAAGAGUUUUUUUGGUGCAUUUCUUUGGAUCAGACGCUGGAUUUGGCCACAGGUAAACCUGAUAACGAAACCAAAUCCGGUUUAAAGGAGCUGCUGUUAAACCUGGCGGAGGAAUGUUCCACCUUCAUUCUCUGCAACAUCCAAAAUGGACGAAUCAGAUCUCCGGAUGUGGACACGGUCAUUGGCGAUGUCCUGCUAACUACAUUUGCAGACAUCCUUCGGAUUAGGGAGAAAGUUCAUCCCAAGACCUUUGACCGUUUCAAUGAGCCAUUUAUUAAAUAUGUCAAAGAAAAGGUGAGAUUUAAGAUCUGUUCCAUGCAAGAUCAAGCAGCUUCCUUUGUCCUCCAAAUCUCUGAGACAGACAGAGUGGACCGAAUCCUACCACACGCACUCAGACUAAUAGAGGAAUUACUAGUGUGGAGCUGUAAAGAACAUCAGCAGAGAAAACGAAAAGCUGCUGAAGGCCAGUAUAAUGCCUUCAACAAGCAGCAGAGAGUUGCUGUUCUCUCUGAUGCUGAUCAUUUCCAAGCUGCGGAGAAACACACCAUCAAAAACCCACCGUACAGAGGGAUCCAAAGAGAUAGGGUGCUUAAUUCCUUCCACGAUAGGAAUAAUAUGCACUUUAAAGUGAACCUGUUACCAGUCAUCGGAGAGACGCCAGACCUUGAGGAGGCAACAGAAAUGAUAGAAGAGAUAGAUCUUGUUCCUGAAUAUCAGGACUCAGACCUGAAGAUUGUGGAUGAAUUCAUCCUGGAGGAUCUUUCAAAGAUCACUAAGGAAAAGGAGUCAGAUCUGAAAAUUGUGGAUGAUUUCAUCUCUGAGGAGCUGUCAGAGAUCCCUGGUGUUUCACUGGAUGUGCUUCAACCAAUGGAAAACUGUGGAUCUCGAGAUCAAGUUGCUCCACGACCCUUUCAACAACAGAAGAACAAAGAUGUUGGCGUCACAGUUAAGGAGUUCUAUAAAAAAUAUAGUGAAGGACGAUACAAGAGAGUUGCACCAGCACAGCAAGUUGAAGAAAUACCACUUCCAUCAGUAGACAACUUCAUCCCAGACAAAUCAAACCUCUCAACAGGGCUACAAUUUGUUAAUGAGGAGCAGCAACCAGAGAUGGCCAGAGAGGUUGCCGAGCCGCUGUCACCGAGUUCAGGCAAGGAGAAGCAGCAGUCAACCAUCUUGCUGCUUGCUAAUGCAGUUGUUACGCAGGCUGUAACACAAUCACAGAUAGACUGCAACUACAAAGACUUCCAAGCCAUCACCAAUAGGCUGUCUGAGAAACUUUAUGCCGAGCUCAUGGAACAAGAGUUAAUUGAUAUCCAACAUAGCCUGAACAAACUCAGCGAUGACAUAAUGAGAGGAGUCUCUAAAAGGAUGUGCUGUGCGAAAGCCGACGUUCUUUCACUGUUGGCUUUAAAUGACUCGGUCGUAGACGAGGCAUUAAUCUCCAUUUGCAGAGAGAAAAUAUUGAAAACAGCCAACAAGCCAGGCAUCGUCAAACGUUUCUGGGCCGCCAUAGAAAAGGCUCUUUUUAACCUCCAAUAAACAGAUUCUGUUUAUCGGAGAACCUGUUUAUUAUAAAAAACCUUAUUUCUUAUUUGAGAAUAACAAGUAAGGUUUCUUAUUUGUAGACAUGGUUUUCUGCAAGCCCUUCAAAAAUGUUUUGAGGAGCAUAGAUAAUUAAAUUGGCAAAGGAAUCAAACAUAUUUAAAAGUUAAUUGGUCCUAGUAGGUAAAGUUUUCCAAAAAUCUAAUAAAAAAAUUUAUGAGAUGCACAUAUAUUGAAACUUAUAUGUUAGGUUCAUUACUGAAACAGUUAAUGAACCUAACAUAUUGAAGUUUCUUGGCCUUUGUAGACAAGGCUUUCCACAAGCACUUUAAAAAGUUAUGAGAGGCACUUUCAAUGGUCUGGGAAAAUAUGGGGAUUCUCUGGCCCAAACAUAAAAGGUGCAACUUGUGCCGUUUUCUGUCCUGAGAUCCAAGAUAGGUGAUAGACUGGCCAUCUCACCUCGGGGUGAGAUGGCCAGUUCCUCUUACCAAUCUCCAAGAUUGGUAAGAGGUAAGACAGGUAAACCAGACAGGUAAACCUGCCUGGCUACUCUCUUACCUCUUCCUGGUGGGGAAGUAUCACCUGCUGCGGUACCUCCAGGUGAUAAUUACACAACCUGCUGAUUGUGUAAUGGUAACUACACAAUAAAGAGGUGCAGAAAUGGAGGAUUGGAUGGAUGGUUACACAUCUUUCUGAGAUCUCUUAGGGAAACGUUGUUGAAAAAAAAAAGCUUAUGAUUGGCUGCAGAGUGCCUGUAGAUUGGAUGGAAAACCACAGUCCAUUCGCCUCCUUCCUACAUCCUCAACAUAUCACAAACCAAGCCAUGCUUCUUUUCAUUUCUUGCCAUUAUUAUUUCUAUUAUUAUUUCCAUUAAACCUCAGUUCAAGUCUGUGUGAGGUUCCCAACUCUUCUUUUUAUUUGGAUAUCAGUUCAACCAUUUCUAUUGGUUGGAUACUAAAAAAACCCUGAUGACCUCUGUGAUGUACUGGUGACCUGUGGAGAGUGACAUCCCUUCUGACCGAGUGACAGUGACAGCUGGAUAUUGCCUCCAGUCCCAUGUGACCUUCUUGGGACCAGUUGUCACAUCCAGAGUUGUGUGCAGGAUGUCUCUUGUGUGCCUCUCCUGCCUCAUUCCAAAGACAUUAGCUGGUGUUUUCUCACAGCUGAAUCAGGAGAAGCUUUAAGAGGAGCAGGCUCCCUGAGGCAGAUACCAGAUUGUUGUGCUCACAUCAGAGGUACGCAGCUUCUUUUCUGUGCGUCUAACAUUUAUGGUCCUGGCGUCUGUUUGGAAAAAUCUCCAGAAUCUCCUCACCACUUCUCUGGCUGCUCUGAUCUGAGAAACUCUCCUUUACAUCUCACCUGCCUGGCCACUUUCUCACUUUUUACUGAUCCACAAUUCCAGCCUGGUCUCCCCUGUAAUAAAGACCUGGAUUCUUGCUAUAAACCAAGAAGACUCAUCAUAUCUAAUGACUAACUUAAGUGCAUAAAGCCUGUACGGAAAGUCCCAGCUCUUCCUUUCUAUAUCCCCCAGAAAGGAAGAGCCACACACCAAGCUGUGCAAAUUUAUUA